UGAAUUAAAUUUUUUGACAGAAAAUAAAUAAUAUAUAAAAAAAAGUCCCGUAUUUAUACCGAUACUUAAGUCCAUUAGUAAAACGUUUUACGUGUACAGUGAAUUUGUAAAAGUAUUAAAGGAAAUAAAAUAAUAUUUGAAUAAAUUUAUAAAAAUAAUUGUAGUCAUUUAAAAUAAAAAAAUUUUAAAAAUGACAGAAAAUAAUUUUACAUUACCACCGGCUCCAAAUGACUUAUGUUUUACAACAGAGGAUUUUAUUGCGUUGGAUUUUGAUGUUGACAGUUUUUUACAUGAACACAGAAAAAAUGCAAGUUUAGAAACAAUGAGAGAUGAUCUUGGAGUUUACUUGAAAAUACUGAGAUCAGCAAUGAUUGAACUUAUAAAUAAAGAUUAUGCUGACUUUGUUAAUCUAUCUAAGGAUUUAAUUGGCCUUGAUAAAGUGAUAGAUCACUUACAAGCACCUCUUGGUCAAUUACGUGAAGAAGUUAUGCAAAUAUGUCAAACAUUAGAUACGGCUACGAAGGAUAUGGAGAAUGGAUUACAGGAACAUCAACGGAUACGUAAUUUAAAACAAUCAAUGCAUAGUCUAGGGCGUGUUUAUAAAUCUGUUUCAAAAUUAAAAUUAAUAUUAGAAUCCCAUGUAAUUAAAUUGGAUAUUUUAGAACGUGCUGCUACUGAAUAUAAUCAAUUAAGAUUUCAUAUGACAAGAUGUAAAGAAUAUAUAUCAGAAGAUUUAAAUAAAAAUUUUUUGAAUUUAGAAAAACAGUUAAUGAACAGCCUUGAUUCACAAUUAUUGUCGUGUAUUAAAAAUAAUGAUAAUAAUACUGAUAAUCUUAUUUGUUGUCUCAGAAUUUACGUGACUAUUGAUAAAAUUGAUGAGGCAGAAAAUUUAGUGAGAAAAAAAAUAGUAUCAGUAUUAAUAGAAGAUAUUAUUUUAGAAAAAAAUAUAAAUAAUGAAUUACUUGGUCUUCAAGAUCUUUAUAAAAAAUUAUUGAAUAUAUUGGAUGUAGAAUUAAAAAAAUUAUUGGAAGUUACUUCGCAUUCUGACGUAACCACGGGACGUAAUUUUAAUUUUCUUGUUAAUAGUUUUUGGCCAGAAGUUGAAGAAAAAAUAGAAUUACGUUUAAAACAAAUUUUUGCACCUGGUAAUCCUGAUUUAUUUUAUAAACGCUACACAGAAUCAUUAGAAUUUGUUACCAAGUUGCAAGCUAAAUGUAAAAAUGAUGAUAAUCUUGCUCAAUUAAAGUCUCAUCCACUUUUUAUACAAUUUCUUAAGAAAUGGAAUUUACCAGUUUACUUUCAAAUUCGCUUCCAAGAGAUUGCUGGAUCAGUCGAACAAAUUUUAUGUCAUCCUGUAUCAGCUGGAUCAAUUAAAAUAAAUGUUACUAAUUUAUAUCCUACUGACACUGAUAAAUUUUCUCUUUACGUAAGUGAAACAACAUGGGAAUGUCUAAUGAAAACUUGGUCCGAUGGAAUAUUUCUUCCUCAAUUACUCCAUCAGUUUUGGAAACUAAAUCUUCAAAUAUUUUCACGUUAUCGAACGUGGAUAACUGAUGCAUUGAAACAAUCUUGGAAUACCGGAACAAGAUCAGCAGCAAUUAAUAGUAAUAUUAUUGAACCAGAGCCACCUAAUCGAUUGGAAUUUCUCGUCUGUCUUUAUACUGAUUUGGAAAAAAUAAUUAAAAAAUUGCCAAUUAUUUUAGAAGUUGCGCUAACAAAACUAAUCAAUAUUACACCAAUGAUUCCCAACUUGUUAAAUGAAUCUUUAGAUGAUAUGAAAUCAAAUUUGAUAUCAGAUUUACCAAAAAUAACUCAAGAAAUAGUUCAAGAAUUAUUAACUAAAAGUUCAUCAAACUUAAAACAAGUCAGUGAUAUUCCAAGACUUUUUAGACGGACAAUGAGAGAACGACCAACUCAACCUUGUGCUUAUAUAAAAAAUGCUGUUGGGAUAUUGAUUGAAUUUCAUUCAACUUAUCAAAAUAUUGUUCCUCAUGCUGUUAUUCACUGGCUUCAAUUAACAUUGUCUUCAUUAAGUGAACAAUAUUAUUCGUCAGUUAAAGAUGUCCUUGAGUCAGUUCAGAAGACAGAAGAAAGUCUUAGAAGGCUAAAAAAAAUUCGUGAUAAAUCAUCUGGAACGUCUUCAUCAGAAACUCAAGGCAUUAGUGAUGAUGAUAAAAUUAGAAUACAGUUAGAAAUAGAUGUUUUAAGUUUUGCUGAUAUUGUCAAGACACUUAAUAUUGAUAGAUCCGAUAUUCCGCAUUUAGAUAAAUUGACAGAAGUUGUUGACUCUGCUGUCAAAUAUAAACAUGAAUUAAAAUGAUAAAUGAAAAGUAAUUAAUUAAAUAAAAUAGAUUGUAUAUAUUGUUAAAUUUUUUUAUAUAUUAAUUAAAUAAAUAGGAGAUUGAGUGAACAAUUAUUUUUUAAUCAAAUACGUCACAUUUUUGAAUUAGAUUUAUAAGUUUAUUUUUUAUCCUCGUAUACAUGUAUACGUUUAUCGGCUGUCUUGUAUGCGAGUGUAGUACAUAAUAAUAAUUAGUGGAAUGUAAUUAUUCCACGUGGGUGUCAAACCUACGAUUAUUUUAUUAAUUCAUUAAUUCAAUUAAUAUAUUAUUUAAUAAUUGAUUAUAGCCAGAAGAUAAAUUACCUUCAUAAGAAUAAAAAUGUUUUUACUUAAUGAAGUUAAUGAAUGAUUUUUUACUCUUCCUCAUUACUUUACGAUACGCGAUAUUUGAAUGAAUGAUAUUUUUUUUUUUGUUACUAAUUAUUUUAUUUGUUUAUUAUUUAACUUUACUAAUCAGAGCUUAAUUGGAAUUAAAUUCCCCUAAUGUCUUAAAUACACAAUAAUUAAUAUUUAUAUAACGAUGCAUUGAGUAGCAAUGAGUACACAAAAAAAAUCAAUUAAAGUUUUGUCAGCAAUGUCACCAGUAAAUUUAUUCUACUUGUAAAAUUGAAUCUUAUCAACAAACAUAAAUUUCUUUAAAUCAAAUAAUGCCAAUUAUAGUUUUUUAUUUUGUUUAACUAUCGUCUCAUUGAAAUUUAAUUACUUUUGUUUGCUGACAUGAUUAAGGAUUAUGACCGACAAAAUAUUACAAUGAAAUAAUUAUACAAUUAACAUACAAUAAAUAAUAUCCAUUAACAUUUUUUUAAAAUCCAUAGUAACAUAUUUAUCUGAAGAAAA
Molecule: messenger RNA, 3178 nt
Organism: Microplitis mediator
Lineage: Eukaryota; Metazoa; Arthropoda; Insecta; Hymenoptera; Braconidae
Gene: Cog2
Product: conserved oligomeric Golgi complex subunit 2
Exons: 3
Coding region: 191-2320 (709 amino acids)
Biological process (GO): protein transport; intra-Golgi vesicle-mediated transport; Golgi organization
Cellular component (GO): COG complex; membrane
Source: RefSeq, a predicted model, not a curated record